Molecule: messenger RNA, 1334 nt
Organism: Symbiodinium sp. CCMP2456
Lineage: Eukaryota; Dinophyceae; Suessiales; Symbiodiniaceae
Source: the annotation of a GenBank genome assembly
AUGUCGGCCGAGAAGGCUGCCAACCCCAAAAAGAAAACCCAACAGCAUGUGCUGCUGAAGAGCCGCACGGUUGGAUAUUUCUGUGGGAAAUGCAAGCUGUAUGGCCAAGACCCUUCAGCUAUCCGCCCGUUGCCUUGUGUGGAGAUCGUUUUCAAUUCGGACGAUGAGGCCGAAUCCCCCAAGCCGAAGCACGCAGAUCUCAGAAAGAAAACUAAGCUUCUGAGGGAUCUGCAGGAGGAGACGCUCUAUCUCGAGCAAUUGCUCGAAAUGAAAAAGAAGGAAGUCAUGGAUGAGCGAAAAAGGGAGCUCGCACGUGUCAAGGCAGCCGCGAUACAGGCUAUUGAAAGCCAGGAGGACGGGAAGCCCUCAAAGCCUUCAAAGCCCGGUUGCAUGGACAAUGUCGAGACCCAGCUCGUGGCAUCGCCAUGCCUGUCCCCUCCCAAGCCGCGAAAGCUGGUCCUGCCAAGCCCGACCCCUGCAGAGUCCGAGUCUAUCACGCCGACUGAGCGCGAGUCCCCGAUGUCGGACGGCACACGUCUCCAGCUUGAAGAAGCUGGCAGGAAGAGGCCACUGCCUGAUUCGACCGACGGUGCCUCGAAGAAGCCGUGUUUGUUGAAAUCCAACGAGCUGGCGGUGGCAAACCUUGCCACGCCGCCACCACCUGGUGUUGGCGGUGGUGCUUCGAGUGAUCUUGGGGCCGAAGAGCCAGGGCUCCCAGCGGGAAGGCUGGAGAAAGCCUCAAGCCAUGAUGACGCUGUGGCGUACAUGUCGCCCAAAGAGCAAACGGCUGCCAUCAAUGCCGCCAAGAAGGCCAAGACGUCUGGCCAUGACGACGAAGACGAGGAUCCACAUGGUGACGACGAAGAGGCAGAGGACGAUGAUGGUGAGGAGCAGUCUGGUGGUGGCAAGACAGGGAAGGCCAAGGGUGCCGAGGCCACUGGGGAUCCGGAGCCGGUUGAUGGCAAGGACGAAACGGCGGCAAAGCCGUUGAAGUUGCCAAAAUCCAGGAAGACGGCUGAGGUUGAAGCCCAGGAGCUUCCUCAGUCGGGCAAGACCGGCAAGGGGGCACGCAGGGUGCCAAAGCGCGGAGCUGAUGAGGCUGCUGGACCGGAAGCGGAUGAUGCAGCAAAGCCCCGUGGCCGUGGCAAGAGGGUCGCGUGGAACAAGGAGAUUGCCCAGGCCAGCUCUGCAGAAGAGAAGGCUGAGAUCGAGAAGCGAUUCGCGAAGAGCCGCAAGUCCACGGCCUACCACACGACCCUGGCAAAAUGGUUGAAGGCCGGCAUGACGAAGGACAAGGCCAUCGAAAAGGCCAAGCAGGCCUACAAGGACACCGA